AUGUCCAUUCUUUACUAGGAUUAUAAUUUGAAGGAGUUAGUGAUCAUAGUUUGCUGCACAUUCCAGUGGACACGUCCUUGCUUUUUGUAAUCAGAAAUUAUUAAUUAGUUAUAUUUAAGCGGUGACACAAAAUAUGCUUAACUUUUAAAUAGCUACAGAAAACUUUUUCUGUUGUAGUAAGGGACAUUGACUGCAGUUGUGGAAAGUGUUAGGAGACCAUGCUUUGUCUUUGGACACACCUGGAUUCCAGAUCAGACUUUUGCACUAUUAGCUUGUGACUCUGGGCAAAGUACUUAACUUUUUUGGGCCUUAGUUUCCAUCUUUAAGGGUAUUCUAAUAGCACUUAUCUUAUAGGGCUGUUGUAGGAUUAAAUGAGAUAAUAUAAAGUGCUUACCACAUUGUCCAACACAUAACAAACACAUACUUAGGAAGUGUUACCUGUUGAUGUACAUGUCUAAUAAUAAUAGCUUUCAAAGAAUACAUAAAUAGAUGUCUGUUGUUAGUGUUUUAAGGGAUUUUAAAUCUUGUUUUUAGAUAAGUUUUUUUUUUAAAUAUACAUCAUAUCAUUUACUAAUUCAAAGAACAUUUAUUUUUUACUUACUCCCAUUUUCCUGUAUUCAGAUAGAAAAUUUAACUAAAUCAGAUCAGCAUUCUUUCCUCCUUAGGAAGUGACUCUUGCCCAGGGGUAGUGGUGUCAGGUUGAAAGACUUGGUUGAUUCUGUGCAAUGAAAAUUGUGUUCAGGCUGUUUCUUGGCUACCUUUGAAUUGUGUGGUGUUGGGAUUUGAGAUUACAUUGGGAUUGGAUGGGUUCUUGGGGUUCUUUACAUACUUGCAGGCAUUCCCUUUACAUUAGCAUGGUCACUAGAUUGAUAAAGAGGUUUAAAUGUCAGCCCGCAUUUCAGAAGGGGAAAAAAAAUAUAAAACAAACCCACUAACAGAUUUCUAGAGCAUAAUCAAGUUGAUGGUCCCUGACUUACUGUGGUUCAAUUUAAAGUUUUUCAAUUUUAUGAUGGUGCAAAAAUGAUAAUGUAUUCAGUAGACACCAUAUUUUGAAUUUUGAUCUUUUCCUAGGCAGUGAUCUGUACAUUUCUCCGUCACAGUGCUGGGCAGUGGCAGCAAGCUGUAGCUCCCAGACAGCCAUGCUACCAUGAGGGUAAACAACCAAUAAACUUAAAACUGUUCUGGACCCAUACAGCCAUUCUGUUUUUCAUUCUCAGUACAACAUUCAACAUAUUAUGUUAGAUAUUCGACGCUUUCUUGUAAAGUAGGCAGGCUUGUGUUAUAUGGUUUUGCUCAACUGUAGGCUAAUGUAGGUGUUCUGAGCAUGUUUAAGGUAGGCUAGGCUAAGCUAUGAUAUUCAAUAGGUUAAGGUGUAUUAAAUGCAUUUUUGACUUAAAAUUUCAACUUACAAUGGGUUUAUUAGGAUGUAACACCAUCGCUAAGUCGAGGAUGAUUUGUGCAUAAUCAGUGUUUGAGAGGGCAUAAACUCUCCCAGUUCACAGAGAAUGUGAGAAUAAGAGCACUCGUAAUUUCCACUUAAUGAUCGAGAGUGUGAUUAAAAUAGAGUACUCCUCUUUACUGCUCCCUAGGGGUUUACUGAUAAUCAGUUUUCCAUGGUGGUUUAACCAAUAGUAAAAUGAAUGGAACCAGGUUCCUUUAGCUAGCCUUCUAUAUUAGUUGGCAUCGACUUUGACAGGUUGGCAGGUGGCAGGUUUUGAGAUUAAGACAUUAGUCCUUUAUUACCACUUUACCUGGAAGUGAGCUCAGGUUUUCAUUGCUGGGGGUUGGUGUUUCCUUUCUCAAAUUCUGAAACUUCCUUUGCAUCUGAGAAUGACAUCUUUUUGGCUUCUUGGAGCCUCUGGUAGAUAGUUCCUUACAAGGAACUGACACAAUUUGAAGAGGUAGUUUAGAAUAGUAUUUGCAAGGUAGAACAUUUAGUCUAAGGCUGUUAGUUACUGGAUUCCUAUCCUCCCCACAUUUUGUAUGUUUUAUGAAUUGAAAGGCUAGUAUGAAUUUGGAGGUCUUGACCUCUACUUGAAUAAGUAUAGUACUUCUCUUAGGGUUCUGAGGUCCAUAAGGUGGAGUUUAUCUACAAAGGCAAAUACUUCUAUGGAUAUAAACAAAAUUUUCCACUUAGCAACCUCCAUUUUCAGGCAGCUCCAUUAUGUCCUUGGCUUCUGGACUGUAGGAAAACUGUUCAAUUUAAUUCAUACUUUCCCUCUGAAAUGUAUUUAAUCUGAUGUGGGUAGAUCCCCCCCCCCCCCCACCACUGCAGAGGGGCCAGCUUGGUCCCAGGAGAAAUUGCCCAGCCACUGAGAGUACCUCUUGUAGCUUCUUGCCCUGUAUCCUAGAAUCCUGCCUGAAAUGGUAGAAAUGCUGCUGGACCCUGGGUAGAGUAAAUGGGUGAGAGAGAGUAUGCUUGCACUGUGAUUUAAUUUACUAUGGACCCCACUCCAAGUUCUUCAAAUAAGCUUGGGUUUUCUACUCUGUCUCUGCCAUUGCCACCUUGUCUUAUGGGAGUGUAACCUAAAGCAAAUUCUGGACAAGUGGAAAUAGGCAUCAACUUUAGUUCCUGAGAAAUGCCUGGCAAUGAUGUUGAGGCCUAGCCUUCACCAUAGAAUUUAAUUUAAUUCAUCAUUAUACAUUUCUUAUUCUUUACGAGCUGGACUCUGGGGGCUAGGCUACUGAACUACGUAGACAGAGACUGUCAAGUACCAUAGUUAUUUUGAAGACUCACUUUUCGGGAGAGUUUUCUAGUUGUAUGAACUCACAGAAUUGUGGAAGGUAUAGUCUCUCCAUUGGCAAUGAGUUGGGUUGAUGCUACUGUUGGUUCCACUCCUGAGCUGACACCCAUCGUAAUUCUCACUCUGAAGUGUACAGACUGUCUUAUUUACCUGUGCCUGAAUGUCUGCAUUCGGGUAGAGGCUACCUAAUCACAGACCGCUGGGUUGUUUGUUUGCCACAGGCCCAGGGAAGAAUAGGAUGUGGGGGAAGUCUGUGCUGAACUCAGGAUGGAAUCCUGUAUGAGAGAGAAUUAUGCUACAUUUUCGGUUGAAAUUUGGACCCUGAUUCCCAAGAAAAAUAUUAGGUCAGUUAAUAUUUCUUGUUGAGGCCCACAAAAGACAUUGCAUCUCUAACAAAGUAUUCCCCCAUCCAAAAGAGAGAUCCUGACUUGGCAUAUAGAACUACUGCCACUUGCGUUUAUCUUUCAUCACUUGCCUGAAUUUGAAAAGGUAAUGGUUUGUGCUCUAAGGAAAGAUACUCUUCCCUGAGACCUGAGGCUUUCUCAUUCCUACCAACUGGGCCCAUUGCUAAAAUGCUUUCCAGUGGGCUUGCUUCUGCCUGGCUAGCACCUGGGCUGCCCCAGCUUGUAAUUAGCCUGCCUUUGCUUCAUAAGCUUCCCAGGGUGGUUCUUCUUCUAAAAGCUUGUAUGAAAUGCUAUUUACUGUCUCUUUAUAUCUUUAUAGUUUAAAAAUGAAUCCUUUUUGUUCUUUGCAACUCAUUUGCUUUUUUCUUUUCUUUAAAUUACUAUUAACACCUGUUGAUUCUUUUUUUUCUGCUUGGCCUGUCACUGCAUUCCUGCUCCCCCUCCCUCUAGCUGGGUUUGUCAAGUCGCCCAUGUCAGAAACUAAGCUCACUGGGGACGCCUUUGAGCUGUACUGUGACGUGGUCGGGAGCCCCACGCCAGAGAUCCAGUGGUGGUACGCAGAAGUCAACCGGGCAGAGUCUUUCAGACAGCUGUGGGACGGUGCUCGGAAGCGCCGUGUCACCGUAAACACCGCCUACGGGUCAAACGGCGUGAGUGUGCUGAGAAUAACCCGGCUCACCUUGGAGGACUCUGGGACUUACGAGUGCAGGGCCAGCAACGACCCCAAGAGGAAUGACUUGAGGCAAAACCCCUCCAUAACAUGGAUUCGAGCCCAGGCCACCAUAAGCGUCCUUCAGAAGCCACGGAUUGUCACCAGUGAAGAGGUCAUUCUUCGAGACAGCCCUGUUCUCCCCGUCACUCUGCAGUGUAACCUCACUUCCAGCUCUCACACCCUUACAUACAGCUACUGGACAAAGAAUGGGGUAGAGCUGACUGCCACUCGCAAGAAUGCCAGCAACAUGGAAUACAGGAUCAAUAAGCCGAGAGCUGAGGAUUCAGGCGAAUACCACUGUGUAUAUCACUUUGUCAGUGCUCCUAAAGCAAAUGCCACCAUUGAAGUGAAAGCUGCUCCUGACAUCACUGGCCACAAACGGAGCGAGAACAAGAAUGAAGGGCAAGAUGCCAUGAUGUAUUGCAAAUCAGUUGGCUACCCGCACCCAGAGUGGAUCUGGCGCAAGAAGGAGAAUGGUAUGCCCAUGGACAUUGUCAAUACCUCUGGCCGCUUCUUCAUCAUCAACAAGGAAAAUUAUACUGAGCUGAACAUCGUGAAUCUCCAGAUCACAGAAGACCCUGGCGAGUAUGAAUGUAAUGCUACCAACUCCAUUGGCUCUGCCUCCGUUGUCACCAUCCUCAGGGUACGGAGCCACCUGGCCCCACUCUGGCCUUUUUUGGGAAUUCUGGCUGAAAUCAUCAUCUUGGUGGUGAUCAUUGUUGUGUAUGAGAAGAGGAAGAGGCCAGAUGAAGUUCCUGAUGACGAUGAACCAGCUGGGCCAAUGAAAACCAACUCUACCAACAAUCACAAAGAUAAAAACUUGCGCCAGAGAAACACAAAUUAAAUACUGCUUAUAAUAUCUUUAGGUUCCUGAAACUGGUGGCAACAUGAUCUGCUAAAUUUUCUGCUUGGACCUCUUUGGUUCUCUCCCCUUUUAAGUGAGCAGCACCACAAAUGACUGUCUAAAGCAUGCCUUAUUUAGCCUUUCCUGUAAGGGUGAUCUAGUCAGGUACAUUUUAAACAAUGCUUCAGUGUAGAAGGUGUAAACUAUUUGGGGCUUGAUGUGCUGUGAAUGUUGCUUUUUUUCCCCCCUUUGUUAAAAUAUUUAAGUAGAAGUGAAAAGGUCCUCUGAGGAUCGGAUCAUGCAUGCGCCAUUUUUUACUUAAUGCAGCUGUUAAAAUUGGCAAAGCUCUAAAAUGCACUGCUGCCAUCUAGUGAUAACAUUUUUGUAAAGUACAGCAAAACCUACAGAUAUAUACAGUAUAUAAAUAUAUAUAUAUAUAUAUUUAUAUUUUUGGGGGUGGGAGAAAUCCAAAAUAAAAUAAAUGCUUGUUUCAUUUUUUAGCUGCUGAUAUUCAUUCCUUACUGUAUGUUGUCAGAUGAGGAGAUUGUGCAGUUCUGGUACAUAAAGAUGAGUAAUAUAAACUGAAAUCUAUAAUUUUAAGGGCUUAACCUAUGACUUUGAUAAAAAGCUGGAACACUCCACUGAAUGGAUAUAUUGAAUUGCAGUAUAUAUGUAUGAUUGCUUUUGAAGUGAUUAUUUUUUCUUCUGUUAAAUCAUGUAAAUUCUUAAAUCCUUUUGCACUGUUGUGUUGAACCUUAUUGUACAUUCAAUUAAGGCAAACUUUUAUAAUUUACCUUUUGUUUUCAAUGACCUUGAAAUGUUAUAGCAUGGUAUUCUAUGCAACUAGUUAUCCUCUGGGGUUGACACUGUAUUUUUCACAUUGAUUUAAAACAGUUGAGUGUAGAUUUUCUCACCCGGCAGGGUUCUCAUGCGGUGUGUAACCGUAGAUGCAUGUACUUGUGUUCUGUGUAAGUGUUGAAGUGCAAUGAUGUAUAAAAAAGUGGAUUCACUGUUUUUAAAAAUAAAACAUUGAUAAAAGGUG
Panthera uncia (snow leopard) is the source of this 5746-nucleotide messenger RNA. RefSeq names its product neuroplastin (gene NPTN). The transcript has 8 exons. NCBI's taxonomy places the organism in Eukaryota, Metazoa, Chordata, Mammalia, Carnivora, Felidae. The record is from RefSeq and is a predicted model, not a curated record. The coding region runs from base 3436 to 4704 and encodes 422 amino acids.